Messenger RNA from Amborella trichopoda, 2213 nucleotides. Its product is annotated as Ribophorin I. Lineage: Eukaryota; Viridiplantae; Streptophyta; Magnoliopsida; Amborellales; Amborellaceae. Gene Ontology annotation, cellular component: membrane; oligosaccharyltransferase complex. The record is from RefSeq and is a predicted model, not a curated record.
UGUACAAUAUGCUCCCGCGCGAGUGCGCUUUACCCGCCCUCGACAGUAGGCUGUUCAUGUCAUAUUCCGUCUGUGUGCGUCAUUCUUCGAGCUAUUAAACCUUGCCCUCUGCAACUAUUUGCGGGCGCUUGAGCUCUGAAAACGAUGGGGAGAAUUUCUUUGAUCUUCACUCUCUUCCUCCUCUUCUCAAUUCAUUCAUCCUCUGCACUAUCAGAGCUAGUAGUUCUCAAGGUGGAUCGCCGCGUUGAUUUGACGUCACAUAUUGUUCGGGUGACCUCAACAUUAAAGGUGGAAAAUUCUGCGACUCGUGUUGCAUCAGAGGUUUUGAUUGCCCUACCCAAUCACCAGGUCCAGAAUUUAGCAUAUCUGAAGGCUUCAUUUCAAGAUGGAAAAGGAAAAGCAAAAGGCUCUGUAGAUCUUCCCAUAAAAAUGGUGCAGCCAGAGGGGAUGGCUGCAGAUGUAACUAUAUAUGCAGUAUCAUUGGCAAAAGGAAUCAAUAAAGGGGAAAUUGUGAAUUUGGAAGUGUUCUCAGUAUACACACAUUCGUUGAAGCCCUUUCCUGAAGAAAUUACACAAGCAGAUAACCAGCUUGUAUUGUAUCAGGAUAGUGCAUAUUAUUUGUCUCCUUAUGAUGUGAAGGUUCAAUCUCUUAGCAUCCGUGUGCCUAGCCCUAGAGUAGAAUCAUACACGAAAGUGGAGCGUGUGAAAUUCACGGACUUGGAGAUCAAAUAUGGUCCCUAUGAGAAUAUUCGUGCUUUCUCUUUCACACCCAUUGUUGUCCAUUUUGAAAACAAUCAACCCUUUGCAGUUGUUAAAGAGUUGGUAAGAGAGAUAGCAAUUUCUCAUUGGGGCAAUGUUCAGGUUACUGAACAUUACAACCUUGCCCAUGGAGGUGCUCAAACCAAAGGUGGAUUUUCCAGGAUCGAGUACCAAGGUAGGCCCACGAGCAGAGGAGCAUCAUCUUUUAGGCAUCUCCUCGCAAAAUUGCCACCAAGAGCUCAUUCUAUUUAUUACAGAGAUCAUAUUGGAAAUAUUUCUACGUCACAUUUGUGGGGUGAUUUAAGGAAGACUGAACUGCAAAUUGAACCUCGAUAUCCAAUGUUUGGUGGCUGGAGGACAGCUUUUACAAUUGGCUAUGGUCUACCACUGCAUGAUUUCUUGUUCGAGUCUGAUGGGAAGAGAUUCCUUAACAUUUCUUUUGGUUCUCCUUUGGAUGAAGUCGCCAUUGAUAAUUUGGUCAUAAAAGUUAUUUUACCUGAAGGAUCAAAGGAUAUGUCUGUUUCCAUUCCUUUCCCCACAGAGCAGAGACAAGAGAUAAAGCAUUUGCACCUUGAUACUAUUGGAAGACCAGUAGUUGUACUAGAGAAGAAAAAUGUUGUGCCCGAGCACAAUGUUUAUUUUCAGGUCUAUUACAAAUUCAACAGUCUAUCGAUGCUGAGAGAACCAGUGAUGCUAAUUAUUGGCUUCUUCUUGUUUUUUCUCACUUGCAUUAUUUAUAUGCAUGUUGAUAUUUCAAUUUCAAAGUCCUCUGCUGCGUACAUUGCAAAACAACAAUGGGAGGAGGUUCAAGCGGCAGUUCAUCAGGUGGAGAAUUUCAUUAACCAUUGUAUAGCAGUUGAUGAAAAGCUCGAUUUAUCUCUACGUGAUCUUUCAAGGACUGGGGAUGUUCAAGCUUCCAAGGCUGCUCGCAAAACUUCUGAUGCAUUGUGGAAAGAGUAUGCAAAAGAAAUAAAACUCGUGCUCAGUUUCUUGCAGUCAUCUCCACAGGCUGCUCAGAUAUGGCCGAAGGUGGAUGAGUUGGUUAGAAAGGAAAAGGAGAAACAGGAGCGGCUGAUGCUCAAACAUUCGACUGUGGUCGAGGCAUAUGAAAAGAAACUUAGUGGGCGCGAGAUUGGGAGCCGUGCUGCUUCCCAUGAGCAGAGAAUUGCAGUCUUGAAGCAAGAGGUAGAAGAGCUCCUCGAGACCGUUGAUGAGGUUUUCUAAUCUCUUUCUUGACUUCUUUUCGUUAUUUUGGACUAAUAACCAUGAUGCAAAGUUUUAGUGCUCCUGGGAUGGGAGGGUAGGUUUUGUAUUACCCUUAAAUUUUGUGAGGUUGAACAAUUUUUUAAGGUGAUCUUGUAUACUUGGCUGGGUAACAAGUGAGAUUUAAUGUAUCAAAGUAAGGCACAUUCCAAAACUAUGCCAAAAAAUGGAGUUUGGGAGUUAGAAAGCUA